This is a messenger RNA of Chara braunii, 4124 nucleotides long. The record is from the annotation of a GenBank genome assembly. Lineage: Eukaryota; Viridiplantae; Streptophyta; Charophyceae; Charales; Characeae.
AUUGGCCUUGAGGCCAAUCACUACCCCACCAUGCGGACUCGACACCUCUUCACCGCCUGCCUUUCAUUUGCGCCCCUUCCUGCCGCCAGCCGUGGUCCUGCUCGAUUCCUGGCUCAUGGCGAGGCUCAAGACACUCUGCAAAGCAUUUGCAGCAGCGGGAACAGGCCCGGACGCAGGUUGCGGCUCAGCCUCUGGUCUAGCUUCAGGAACAACGUUGGGCUCAGACAUGGAAGCAGGCACGGGUCUACCCUCACCGGGAAGAGACACAACGAAAGCGGGCUCAACAAGAAGGGCGACAAUGUAGCUGCUUCCAAAGGGGCGGCCUUGUCGUGGGAUCUGUUCCAGGGCUUCGGUGCAGGGGCCUUGAGGACCGCUUUCUACACAAAACUCGCGGCUGAAGGUCUUGUUUCCGCUAGGGAGUUCUUCAACUUGGUGGAAAAGAUCUCAUGCGACCUAGCGAUGUCGCAGCCUGUGCAGAUGUGCAUCGGGUUCGAGUCAAGCGGUGCUCCGUCCGAGGGAGGAGAUUUGGGUUUCGGUGCUUCAUUCCAACUCCACCGUGGGGAGGAACGUGGUCGCUUCGACAACAGCGAGGGGGAAGAAGAGGAGAGGACGUCGGGUUCGCCGGUUAGAGGGGGAGACCGUAGGGUGCUGAGCAAUCCGGGUGUUGAGAUGAGAACACCGACGGGUCCGAUCGACGUCGAUGUGACGUAUUUCCUCGAAUGGAAAGACGGCGUGCGCACAAAGCGCGAGAUACCUGUUAACCUGUCGCAAGUCGUCGACAUCGGGGAGUGGGAAGCGGGGUACAACCAGCGUUCCUUGGAUCCGGUGCAUACACAGCUGAUCAUCGACGCGAUGACGACGGCCUACUCGCAGGCCUCGAAGACUUACGAGCUGCCCACACUGAAGCUGGCGCCGUUGGGGCUAGAGAAACCGAAGUCGAGGGUGCAUGCACAGCGUAUGAAGCCCGAGGACUGGAAGGACGAGCUGGCGGACCAGUACUACUACUACGCUGCUGUCGGCCAGCAUAACGCGGCCGCCACCAGGACGCUGCUUGGCACAUACGUGGCGGUGAGGUACAACUUCGAGAGGUGGCGUGCGCGAAUGGUGUACUUCUCCGACGCAAACUUCGAAGGGUAUUUUUUAGUCAGCGCCGAGGAUAACAAGAAGGACCUGAAGGCGCCUCCCAGACAGCAAAAACUUUCGAUGAAGGACAUCCGGUGGUGCUGGAAGGAAAAGGGUUACCCCAGAGCUGUUAUGGGGAACCCGAGCGGGAAACAGGCUCAGGUGGAKUYUUGGUGCCAGUUUUGUGAAGAUGCUCUUCAAAAGACGCCGUACAAUCAUUUGUGUACACUCGCUGACGACAAGACCGAGCAAGGCAUAAGGAAGCAUAUUGCUGCCCUUCGAUCUUAUUUCCAGGUUGCGAUGGCCGGUGAGAGCGCGUGGAAAAUGGGAAUGGAAUUUUUCGAGAAAUGGGAGACAGGCAGACUGCUGGCACCCGAAGGGGCGAGGUGGAUCGCGAAGAAGAAAAAGGUGAAGGGCGUGAAGGCCGGUGUGAGCCACAUCGAAAAUGAAAAGACCGGGCGAAAGGAGGUCGUCUACAACAUCCCCGUCGAUGCGCCUYAAAAGAAAGGAAAAAAAGAAAAGGAAUCCGGSGAUUGGUUYGUCCAAGUCAACGAGCCGGAUCCGCACUGCUGGAAAAGCAUGGAAGCCCUCACGGACAAUGAGAAAUGUCGGCUGUUGAAGAAGGUUCUCAACUGCGAGGUGGUGUGGGUGCAGACCAACUCCUCUGCGUUGGCAAAGCAAGGGAAGCUAGGGAUGCAAGAGGCAGUGCAUCUGGUGAAGUGCGACCACAUCUUAGUGCGGUUAUGGAACUACUACCAGUUCAAGUAUGAGAAUCGGCCCGACUCCGAUUGGACGCGUUCCUAUCCCUUCCUGCGAAAAAGAGAGGCGAUUUUUGCGCAGUUCAAAAGUCAGGGACUGGAUGCAGCAUUGUGGGACGGAAGCAGGAAACUCGUUGGAGACUCAUCGUUGAUCAGAGACUGUCCCCCGUUCAUGGGCUGCAAAGACAAGUUGAUCAAGGCGACGAAAAAACUGGUUCUCAACAAGAAGUUGUCCAACGACUGGAAGAACAAGGUCCUUUCCGUGCUGACCGGCACCAGGUCGAAGAGCAUGCGCUCGCCGAAGGCAUGGGUAUACGAGGUCCUCUUCCUGGAGACGCGGCCCAGGAGGGACAGCGACCCUGAGUAUAUUCGAUGCAGGGAGCACAUGUUGGCGUUGCUGGACAACUACCAUGGCGCCUCGCAUUUGAAUGCGAAGAACUUCGUGGACCGGCUGGAAUGUUUGUACUUUGUCGAGUCGGAGCAAGAACUCAGGGUCGCGAGUUACAAUGCAUUGAUUGACACGGACGAAGAGACAACGACCGGAGUCGUUUUCGACACGAAUGUUCCGAAGGAGGAUAGCGGCAACGAGGAAAUCCCCCUGAAUUACCUCCCUGCUCUUGUUCUUCCACCCGCGGGCUCCUCGACGGCAGGCCCUCCGGGCGGUGGAGGGGGUGGGGGAAGCGGCAAAGGGACAGGAGAGGGCGCCGCGUCAGCGGGAUCGGUUGGCACUCACGACCAGGGAAUAAUAGUGGAAAGCGGCAGCCGGGUCGGGUUGUUGAACCUUGCUGACAAGACGACUGUCGGGGCCAGCAAAUCGGCUAAGUUCGCCGACAUCCGAACUUCUCAGAACGUGGAGCCGCCGCCUUUGGACGCUGCGAAGUCUGUCGGCGUCCGCGCUGCAUCCACUACACAUUGGUCGGCCCUCCCCUUGACGACUGAAUUCGCCACUUCCGUUGGCACCGAGAGAGGCUCGAGUGCCGGUGUUCCGAUCACCGGCGUCAAGUACAAGUCCGCCACCAUCCGGACGAAGCCUCCUGAGGUACACGAUGGGGAGCCCGUCCUGACCAGCGCCACGGGAGCUGAAGUGUCGGAAAUGGGUGCCAAAACGAAGUCCGCCGGAAUCCACACUUCGGUUUCGUCCGGUGCGACGUCCGACGACUUUCCUACGCGGCAGGGGACUGCAUCGGCCGUCGGAGACGGGCAGCCUGCAGAGUUCAAUGCACGGUUGGAUAGCGGGGCGCCAUCUGUGCUCUGCAAUUUGAACUCCGCCGGUAUCCGAACUUGCUGGGGAACGGACCUGCAGUCACGAGGCGUCGGGCGAGCGGAAGAUGAGACGUGUGCGGGGGCAGAGGACUUGUCGACGGGAGUCGACGCGGGGCCGGUGGGAGGAGCUGAUAUGCGCGAGAGGGAUGGGGGGGAGGAAUGGGUACAAGUGGAGGACGGCCAAGAAGAACUUGAAUGGAAAGAAGGUGGGGAAGGAGUGGAAGGGGAGGACGAACGGUCGGAGGGUGGAGAAGAUGCUGGCUGCGGUGAAUUAUCUGACUCGUUCGGACACUUGUACACGAUGCAACGCGGAGGUGACGUCGACGACGAAUCAACGACGAUGGAAAUGGAGACUCAGGUGGGCAUUGGCCUUUCCGCGGACCCGGAUGCCUGUGACAUGCACCCGCUAGCGGCGGCAGUGCAUCUCCGGGACGUGUGCGACAAGGUCGCCAUGGCAGUUGGCCGGACAAAAACGACUCAUCGAAUGGACGUCAACGACGUCACUGAUUGCAAACUCCGCGAACAACAGGCCAUAUCAACUCCGUCCCCGCCUACAAAAACCGUCGGGCACGUUGACACCGAUCAUUCCUUGGGCGCCGACUUGGAGGCCCCGUCGCCCUGCUGUCCGACACUAGCAGACACCUUCCCUGGCGCAGCGGGUGGCAGGGUUGCCGGCUGCCAGCAUCUGACGUCCCCGAAAAAAAGCAGGGUGGCCACUCAGCCUCCCGCGGUGCUUGCCUUAUCCGCGCCCCGGUCGCCGAUGAAGGAACGGAGGGAGAAACCAGCUGGUAAGGGUUAAUGAUCUUCACCACGUCUGCACGUUUACGUCUCUAAAGUGCCAACGAUGUCAGUUGGCCAUCCUGUCGUUGACGAGAGGACAAGUUCCGCCUUCCCAUGGACGGUAGCGAAGACGGAGGUCUGUGCGGCCACAGAAGAGGAUUGUCGACACUGGCGCAGUUCUCCCUGCGCCAAAAUUCGAGC